Messenger RNA from Passer domesticus (house sparrow), 6019 nucleotides. RefSeq names its product solute carrier family 6 member 20 (gene SLC6A20). Gene Ontology annotation, cellular component: plasma membrane. The coding region runs from base 2966 to 4744 and encodes 592 amino acids. NCBI's taxonomy places the organism in Eukaryota, Metazoa, Chordata, Aves, Passeriformes, Passeridae. Gene Ontology annotation, molecular function: L-proline transmembrane transporter activity. Gene Ontology annotation, biological process: sodium ion transmembrane transport. The transcript has 12 exons. The record is from RefSeq and is a predicted model, not a curated record.
AAACCAUUGUGAAAUCUGUACUGCCUCAGGAAGCAAAUGUGAAUCAUGUUGGGGUAUCAGGUGGCUGAAUGGAUCAAGCUUAAAAGGUUUGAUCUGGUCUAGAAGGAUGUGCCUUCUAAAACACUGUGAAGUAAUUUGAAGACUCUCCCUGAAGAUGUCUAGAUGUGCCCUCCUCAGCAGGGUCUCCUCUCUGACAUAUCCUGACACAUUAGGUGGCUUCUUUGGAGUCAGCUCUUUUCCAAAUAAAGGUGGGUCAUGCCAUUCUGUUUCAACAUGUCAUUCUGUUUCAACAGAAAGUUUUGUCUGUUAUUAUUUUUAAAUUAUUUUUAGGAACUUGUUGAUGUGGUGCCUUGGAGUGUGCAGGACUGUGGCAGGGCAGCUCACGACUGACAGCUGCUGGUGAAUAAGAGAGCUGCCUGGAGAUCUCCUCAGAGUGCAGGCAAGCUUUGACAGAGAAAGUGACAAGGUGACAAGCAGAAGAACUGACUGAGUAAUCCAGCUAUCUUUUAGUGACAUGCCAGUUUCUGGCUUUCAUUUGAUACAGGUCAGUUUUGGAGUCUGGGUGAAUUAGGUGCAAUUCUACGAAUCCAAACUUUACAGAGUGAGUACCCUGAAAAAAUCACACAGUCAGAAGAUGAAUAGAGCUGUGAUGGUAAGGAAAAGCAAGGAAAAUAUAGAGACUGUUUUCAGGUAUGCUUUUCUUGUGAGAUGGAGGUAAAGUUAAACAGUUAUAAGGGUGAUUGAGAGGCUGGAAAUAAGUGUGUGUCCCAAGGAGCCAGUAGAUGACAGGCACUUUGCUGGGUGCCUAUGUGCAUGACCACCUUUAAAAAAAACUCACAGUAGUCUGUGAUCCGAGCUACUGAUGAGACUGAUAUUUGUGAGAGAGGCAAGGAUUCAUCUCAUUCCAUCUGAACUUCCUGAUCUGGCCUGACCCAAGAUGAGGACGUCACACCUCUCUGCCUGCACAAUCUCCUCCAGUCCAUUAGUAAACUAGUUUGAAAUGUAAUGGGAAGGAGGUACAGAGCCAAGGAAAUCUUUAACUUGAUGAUGCUCAUCAGUAGGAGUAAUCUAUUCACACAGAAGCAACCCAAGUGGUAGUAAUGUGUUAUUUUUUUAAGGCUGUCCUGUCAGCAAAUUAUUUAAUACUGUAAGAUAUUUGUAUGCAUAAUUUAUAAUAAAUCCCACCGCUAGGGACAGGCAUUUGACUUUUUAAUAAUUUGUGAAAGUUUUCAUGAUGUGGGACAACUCACAUUCUCUGUGUAUGUCUUUCAGUUUAACAGCUUAUGGAUUUAAAAUUACCUUGGAUUAUUUCUUCCAGCAGAAUUCUGGGUUAUAGCCAUGAGACAUAUUGCCAGGGCUAGCUGGCACAUUGCAGUUCUGCAGGCAAGACAAGAACUGCAUGGAUACUGCAAAAAAAAAAAAUCACAAACUCCCUCAAAACUAUACUACAGGCAGCUUUGGCAAACCCUCAUUGGAUCUUUUCCAAUGAGAACUUAUAUCUCUAGCACCACUAAAACACAUCCCAAAGAAUGGAUGCACUUAUGGGAGAUGUGUAGACCUCUUGCCAUCACCUGCUUUAGCAGACAGAAAAGCAUCCCUCUUUGUGACUUUGGUAACAGAGGUGGCUGGUCAGCAGGUCCACCUGAGUGCUGCUGCUGGCCUCAGCAGCACUGCAUUACACACUCUGCAGUUCAGGCUCCUGUCCAGAGGCCCCAGGGUUGGAGUUCUCACCCAUACCCACAGCUGGAGGCUUUGGCUUGGCCAGUGCCCAGUGGGAUGCUGGAGCAGCACACCCAGAACUGGCUGGGACCAAAUUCCUGGCGCUGGAGGAAUGACACUGACAGCAGCUGAGCUGAGUCAUACUUGUAAAAUUAUUCUGAAAGGUGCCCUGGAAAAAAACCAUUUAAACAGAGGAAGGAAGCUGAGUCCCUGGAUUUGCUCAGCUACUUUUUAUUGCUGCAGACACUGCUGGCAGCCUCCUUCAUGAGAGACCUGUCCAAAGUGGUUGAGCUCAAAGUGUACCUUGGCAGGGGCCCAAACACACAGGGUUCAUGUUCAGACAUGGCAUCUCAGUGUGCCUUCAGAUGACCCAAAGGCCCCCUAGAUCCUUCUGCCUCCACAAUGGUCACAGACACCUUUUUCCACUGGCCUUUGUGUUUGGUCUCCCUACUGCUUGAAAGUAUUUUAAAGCAGCAACCCCUCAGAAAAGUGCACCUGCAGCAGUGGGGUUUGAGCAUGAAGGUGAGUGAAAAGAGACUGGCUGUUUCACACUGUCACACACAUGCAGAGUAUGUAGAGGGAAAGCAUUAUUCCAGGAGGGUCAAACUUGAGUGUUGUCAAGUGUGCACCAGGAUGGGGACCUGUGGGGCUGAUAGGACUGUUUCAAGGCCACUUUUGGAGCUGGGGAAUGUGCUGGGUUGGUUGAGGUGAGCACAGUGAUAGGAUGUCUGAGGAUUCUGUUUAUUCUUACCCUAAAAGCACUGACUGACUAAAUGCAGUCCUAAUUGUGUAAGAACCCCUCUUCUGUGCAAUCAAAUUCAAGCUGGUGCCUCAUGCCACUCGGUAGGAAGAGAGCCCUGUGGGGAAGGGGUGUCCCAUUUCCAAAACCAAACUGCAGCCCCAAUGUUAUUUCCUCACAGCUUCAAGUUGGUAUGUGAGUCAAUAAAAAUCCCCAGCUCACAUCCUUCCCAGAAAUGCCAGUCAAAACCCAAGCAGCUAUUCACCCAAAGUACCAAUUUUAUAGUUCUGUGUGUGUCUAUAAUCUAUUUACCAGCAUUCCUAUUUCAGUAUGUGCCUGUUAAUAAGAUUAGUAAUUAAAAAGCUUGAUAGGAAUUGGCAAGCAUAGCUCCUCCGCCUUUCCCUCCCCUCCGAGCUGGACUGGCGUGGAGCGUGAGGCACGGUUGGCAGAGUACCUGAGGGAGUGAAGGCAGGAGGCUCUGCAGGAACCUCUGCCUGCAAGAAAGCAAUGGAGAAAUCCCGACCCUUAUGGGACAAUCCCCUGCAGUUUGUUUUUGCCUGCAUUUCCUAUGCUGUGGGGCUGGGAAAUGUGUGGAGGUUUCCAUACUUAUGUCAGAUGUACGGAGGAGGUGGCUUUCUGAUCCCGUACCUCAUCAUGCUGAUUGCCGAGGGGAUGCCGCUGCUGUACCUGGAGCUGGCCGUGGGGCAGCGUAUGCGGCAGGGCAGCAUCGGCGCCUGGAAAAUAAUAAGUCCCUACCUCUGCGGUGUUGGAGUUGCCAGUGUUGUUGUCUCCUUCUUCCUCUCCAUGUACUACAACGUGAUAAAUGCCUGGGCCUUCUGGUACCUCUUCCACUCCUUCCAGGACCCCCUGCCAUGGGCCACCUGCCCCAUCAACAGCAACCGCACGGGCUACGAGGAGGAGUGCGAGAAGACAUCCUCCACGCAGUACUUCUGGUACCGGCAGACGCUGAACAUCUCGCCGUCGCUGGAGGCCAGCGGCAGCGUGCAGUGGGAGCAGGCGCUGUGCCUGACGCUGGCCUGGCUCGUGGUUUACCUCUGCAUCCUCCGCGGCACCGCCUCCACCGGCAAGGUCGUCUAUGUGACAGCCUCUUUGCCAUACUGUGUUCUCAUCAUAUACCUCAUCAGAGGAUUAACACUUCAUGGAGCUGUGAAUGGUCUCAUCUACAUGUUCACACCAAAGCUGGAGCAGCUGUCCAACCCCAAGACCUGGAUCAGCGCUGCCACGCAGAUCUUCUUCUCGCUGGGCCUUGGCUUCGGCAGCCUCAUCGCCUUUGCCAGCUACAACGAGCCCUCCAACAACUGCCAGAGACACGCCAUCAUCGUGUCCCUCAUCAACAGCACCACCUCCGUAUUUGCCAGCAUUGUCACUUUCUCCAUCUACGGCUUCAAGGCGACCUUUAACUAUGAGAGCUGUAUCAACAAGGUGAUCCUGCUGCUGCUGAAUGCUUUUGACCUGGAGGAAGGCUCUUUAACAGCAGACAACCUCAAUGAGAUGAAAGAUUACCUCAUGGCCACUUACCCACAGGAAUAUGCCCAAUUAGCACCACAGAUUAAAAACUGCAGCUUGGAGGCUGAGCUAGACACGGCUGUCCAGGGGACGGGACUGGCAUUUAUAGUCUAUUCGGAAGCAAUCAAAAACAUGGAGGUGCCCCAGCUGUACUCGGUGCUCUACUUCUUCAUGCUGCUGAUGCUGGGCAUUGGCAGCAUGCUGGGGAACACGGCUGCCAUCCUCACACCGCUGACCGACAGCAGGGUCAUUGCCUCCCGCUUUCCCAAGGAGGUGAUCUCGGGUGUUGUGUGUUUCAUGAAUUGUAUAAUUGGCCUGAUCUUCACCAUGGAGGCUGGAAAUUACUGGUUUGACAUCUUCAAUGACUACGCAGCCACCCUCUCGCUGCUGCUCAUCGUGCUGGUGGAAACCAUCGCUGUGUGUUACAUCUAUGGGAUAAGGAGAUUUGAGAAAGACCUUUACACCAUGAUGGGAAGCAAGCCAAACUGGUAUUGGAAAAUUAUGUGGGCUUUUGUUAGUCCACUGCUUAUUAUAAGCCUAUUUAUUUUUUACCUCACCGACUAUAUCCUCACAGGAACAUUGCAAUACCAAGCAUGGGAUGCCACACAGGGGCAGCUGGUGACCAAGGAUUACCCAGGCUAUGCCCUGGCCGUGAUCGGGCUGCUGGUGGCCUCAUCCACCAUGUGCAUACCCCUGGGAGCACUAAUGACUUUUAUAAGGAAGAGAAUGAAGAGGGAACGAGUUUCAACUGUUGCAUGAAAGCUGACAGCUGGAUUUGGGAGGACCUUACCCCCAUCACCAGUGACUGGGCACUUCUGGAAGACAGCAGCAACCAUUAUUUGUAGCAGCUACUUAUAGAGUUGAGAAUGGUGGGUGCUAUAUUGACCAAAAAGUGCUCUUGGGAGGUUCCACAAUGGUUUGGGGAAAAAAAGCUCUUCUGUAACAAGAUGAAGCUUUAAAGCGGCCUCUGUAAGAGGUGAGAAGAAGAGCAGCUCACAAAAUGCCAGCUAGCACAAAUUAACCAGCACAUCAGCCCAUUACAUAUUAGGUGAUUCUUCUCCACUGUUGUAGCACUGCCUGUGUGGAAACAUGAAUAACCAAGCAUGUUCCUGCACCAAUUUACCAGCAAAUGCCCACAAACCAUUCAAGACACUCAAGCAUACUCAUUGUUUGAAAUGACAUGUACUUCAUAAACAGGUGAAACUCUUGGAAGUCUGGCAGUGAGAAUGUGACAAUUGCUUUCCUACGUGGGAGUAAUCAGCAGGAUGGCACUGGGGGAAAAUGUGGCCAACACUGCUUCUUUUAUACUUGUGUCCAGCAAAGCAGUGAAUAUAUAUAUUUAUAUAUGUAUAUAUCUAUAUAUAUAUGCACACAUAUGUGUGAGCUGCACAAGUUCUGCCACCUCCAGAAGUAAGCUUCCAAUUCCAGCAUGCAACUGUGCUGUACUUUGUAUUUUCUAGUGAUGUACUUUAAGUACACUAGAAGAGAUCUGUGAUAAAGCUGCUUUACGAGCCCCACCCAAACAACAGUAUGCCAUACAAUUAGCUUUGACAAAGGUCAUAUCCAGGUAUUCUUUAAUCAUCAGAUGUAACAAUCCAGCAGUUCCGUGGACCUGGUUAAUUUCCCAUGUAUGUAAAUGUUUUAUAAAGAAAGCAACAUGUUUAAAUUGCAAGCUUCAUGUAAUAAAAACCAUUAAAAUUAUAUCUAUGAACUUUAGAAAAGGUUGCUCUGAAGAACAGUACUAGAGAUGCUCACAGGACAGGGGUUCUUAAUACAGUGUCUUAACUAUGGAACCAUUAGAAGAUGGCAAGUGCCUUAGAAAAGAGGGAUUAAUUAAUUUAACACUGUUAAAGCACAACACAAGUCUCGCAUUCUGGGGCACAAAAAGCAAGAGGAACUGUACAGCCCCCAAGGGUGGGCAAAAUCUCGACAGUGACAACCAAGAUCGGGGUAGUCUGCAACAGCCCUAGAAACAGGACACACCUGCCUCCCUCCCCAGGCUUUGCUAACAAAGGAAAGACACCUUUUCACAUU